Anopheles maculipalpis is the source of this 2025-nucleotide messenger RNA. RefSeq lists its product as uncharacterized. NCBI's taxonomy places the organism in Eukaryota, Metazoa, Arthropoda, Insecta, Diptera, Culicidae. The record is from RefSeq and is a predicted model, not a curated record. The coding region runs from base 1 to 2025 and encodes 674 amino acids. The transcript has 6 exons.
AUGUCCAAAUUUCUAACCCUGCGUCGUCCCACAACGAUAUCAAAAUUACUCGAACUAGUGCCGCAAGAUCCGGAUACACUUCCGCGUGAAGUCGUUCCGCAAUGGAUCGAUCUGAUACCCUCGGUGAAACUUCCCAAUCGUUGCUGUCCAGUACACGCGGUCGAGUUUUCCACAGGACCGUUAGCUCAAUUUCCAUGGGAGUAUCCAAAUGAUCAUGAAUUUGAUCUGGAGGAUCCUUACAUUCGAAUUGCCCCGAAAAGCUACCACGUGUUGCAUGACAAGCACCUUAGGAAGUACUGGACUGAAGUACUCAAAAAGAACUUGAAACAUCAUGGCUUAAUCAGUGAAAAUGAGCGAGUUCUGUGUACGCUUAUGGAGCUUAAUCGGUUUCGAAGUUUUCUAUCCCACCACCACCGAUUGCAUGUACUGGAACUUUUGCAUCAAAUGCAAAGCGAAAAAGCAAAUGCCGUACACUGUAAGCAAAUGCAAACUCAUCUAAAGAAUGCCGUAGACUUUUGUGAGAAAUUGGCAACGAUACGUGAUCGAUCUGAUAGAAUUUAUAACAAGAAAAUGGAUCAGUGGAAAACAGCAGUAGAGAAAUGUAAUCAACAAACGGACAACAUUAUUAAAAAAUUUGAGAUGCAAAAGCAAAAGAACAUGACUGAGGGACAUCUGCGCGACUUGAAAAACAAAAAACGGUAUUGCGACCUGUUAGCACUUCGAAAAAGAAAAAAUCUUGUACUUAGGAGAAAACUAAAAGAAAGGGAUGUUGCGCUACAGCAGCGAAUGAUGAACAACAAACGAAGGAGUCAAGAGAUAAAAACUAGAAUGAAAAUUGAACACUUUCGAAUGCACUACCUAGCAUAUCUAAAAGAACGAAACGAAAAUAGGCAAUACUUGGAAUCAUUUCUCACCCAAAUGCACCAUAAAGUGCAGGAUCGAAAGGAAAUGUACGAUCGGAAACACAAAAAGCUGGAACAAGACUUAGUGCGACGGAAAACGAGAUAUCUAGCCAGCAAGUACUAUCGGCGUAGUAAGGCAUUGCUCGUGAAAGCACUGCUGAGGGAAUGUAAGAAAAGUGUCUGUGCAAAGUCAUUCGGCAAGACCUCUGCCAUGGUAAAUGAGAAGAUUGAGCGUGCGAUCGAUGCGGCCUAUGCCAUUCACACUACGAUUAGUCCUACUACCAGCAGCACGCAGAUAAUCGAUACGGCAAGCCAAUUUAUACUGGACUUGCAUGACGGUCCAAUCGAACCCUUACCACAGGACUCGCUGAUAACUGGUUAUGUUAUCGAGCGAUUGCGUGAGAUGAUGCAUCAGAUCAUUCAGAAAUCGGUCCAGGAAGCUCUGACACUCAUAGAACAGGUAGCCGCUCGGAAAUCCAAAUCACUGAACCGAGACGACCAGUCAAUCAGGUCCUCACUUUCCAACCAAGGAAGCAUAGCAAGGUUAGCCUCCUUUCAGGUGCGUGUUGAACAUCCGAAACUGUCACGUGUGUCCAUGGGACCGGCUUCGAUCGUCGAGCAGUACGAAACCGAAAGUUUUACAUUGAAAAAGUGCAAGUAUCGACCUCCAACGCCCGUUACCUCCGUAACGUCGCUCGUCGAGCACACUUUUCAUCAAUCGAAAGAAGAGCGAAUUAGCAUCAGUGCUCUAGAAGUGAGUACCGAAGCGGCACUGGACGUGUUGAGGCGAAUCCAUUCUGAGUCCAACCCACUCAUACACGUGAUGUACAGUCAGCGACGAUACUUGGAGGCUAAUCUGUUGAAGUAUCGCAUGAUUCUACAACCCUACGUAGUACAGCGCGUUUUGGCCGCAAUCGAUCUUGAUAGGCUAACGACGGUCAGUUGCGUGGAAGUUGCUGAUAGUGGAGCAACCAAGAGAGAAGCAAUCUUGCGGCUCACGGCAAGCGCUUUACUCAAGUUCCCUGAUAGCAGUCAUCAGUAUGCGGUCGCUCUGUUUGACACAGUCAAUUUCCUAUCAAGACAAGCUAUUGGACAAGUUCAGCAAAUAUUAAGCGCUCCAUAA